This is a messenger RNA of Porites evermanni, 6388 nucleotides long. The record is from the annotation of a GenBank genome assembly. NCBI's taxonomy places the organism in Eukaryota, Metazoa, Cnidaria, Anthozoa, Scleractinia, Poritidae.
AUGUCAACAGUUGUGAGCGAAUUGAACGAGAUCGAGUUCAGUUUUCGCGACGAGGGCUCCAUGGCUAGGAGAACGGCGCAUAACGGUUACAACACCAGCGAAAUAGACGAUACAAGAGCACAAAAGGUCGCUUGGAAGAGCUUAACGUCUGACGUCGUGGCAAAGGUACAAGAGAUUGACAAAGAAGAUGUUGGUACCAUAACAAAAAGGAGCGAGUUGGCAACAACGGUGCCAAAUGACGUAGAGGAAAAAGGCUUAAGGUCAAAAAAAUUCAACGAUGGUCGUCCCCUUGACGUUAAACAAGGAGAUCCCUUGGACGAAACAGGUCGAUAUAUUAUUCAAAAUGUGCCGAUUGUGAAACAUUCUACAUUACCCCUUGGUUUUUUUAUUCGUCAAGGCGAUGGGUUACUCAGAAAGUAUGGGAUAUUUGUUUCACGUAUUGCUAAAGGGAGCGUAGUCGAAGCGAAUGGACUUCUCAAAGUUGGAGAUGAAAUUGUUGCGGUAAAUCAUGUCGAUGUUGAAGGUUUUUCUCUGGAUGAUGUAGUGCGACUUAUUCAGAUCCCUCGAAAAUUAAUUUUGACGAUCAAAACGAACGCCUCUGUUUUCAAGCGAAGCUCAUCGGUGGGGGAAUCUUAUGGCUAUGUAACUACAAACAAUAGAAAAACGGAAAAAGGAUCAUCGCGGGAGUAUAGGCCUAAAAAUAAGGCUUCCCGCGCGAGUGACUACAGCGAGGCGAGCAAACAUAGCAAACAAACUAUGCAAAUAGAGACGGAAGCUUUUAAUGUCGAUAAAAAUGCAAAUGAGUUUCGGGACUUUUCAAGAUCAUCGGUGCGUUCGGAGGGAUCAUCGACUAUCGAGGACCUUAUUAACGCGAUUCGAGCGCAGAAUACUCGAUUCCAGCACGCUAAACGAAGUUUAGAACACUCUGGAAGUUUUCCGCUGGAUCAAAGCCAGUUAUCUAAGUCGGGGGAAGAGGCACGAAGUGUUAAGAGCUCUCAGACGAGACAGACAGGACGAUUGCCAAGAAAUCCUGGGAUUCCUACGAGAAAGCCAUCAGCCGAUAGCAUAAUUUUGUCGAAGAGAACUCCGCCGACCGCGGCCCGGAGAUCCAGCACUUUAACUCCUGUCACAACGGUCAACCUUAUCUUCGACGAUCCCGACGAUUACAAGUCUGCAAAACCUUCCAGUCAAAAAAUUAAUGCCGAAAAAGACAGCAUCUCUGAAGACGAUUCCGUUAACGUCAUUUCGGCGAUAAUGAAUUCACGAAGUCUUCCGGGCUCCCCAGGAGGGAGCCCGAAGAUGCGACGAAGACUUCCAUCUGUGCCUUCGGACAGUGGUAGGUCGAGUCGGUCCGGGAGCGAACGCUCAGUUGGUGAGAGUGGCAAUGAGAGUUCUGCUUCGUCUUCUCCCACAGCUGCUAAUCCGCUCUUGACUGUACCAGUUGAACCGAGGAGCCGAAGAAUGCUCCCUACACCACCCCCGUCUCCAGUGGCCGCCCACAAAGAGUCACCAAGCGUGACAGAACAGAAAGGUCAAUUAUCUUCAGAAAGACAAGACAGUAGAAAGUCCAGUCGAAAGGGUGGGAGUGGACUGUCGGAUAGUGAAUCACCGGAAGAUAAAUCGCCGACGCUGUCACCUUCGCGGAGGGAUUCCGGAUUGUCGCUAAGCCAAAUUUUCAAUGCUUUGGCCUUUAGGAAUCACUCAGAUACAAAUGAUUUGACGGAAAAGAGCAAAGAUAGGCAUGGAGAGAGGACUGAAUCUUAUAAAAUCCCUUCUUCGGCUCAACAGUCCGUCCUUAAAGGUGAGACCCUGCACGAAAAAAUGUUUGAUCAGCAGAAAAGUUCAGUGCUGCUUCAAUCGCGUUCCUCCGGCGGAUUACAGCCACCAAGCCUUCCCCGGAGACUUGCUAGUCGCUCAUCACAGCCGAACUUGUUAGUAGCAGUUCAAGAGGAACAAACCAAGCCAAAUGGAAAUCUCUCGCUUGCUACAAACUCAAGGUUUUCACCUCUUAGCAUAAGGCGCGCUAGCUUUGCUUCGAUCAGUGACAAGAGCUUAACCAAUCAGCUUGCCGAUAAGGACAUGACUGACAAUGAUUUGCUUAGAAGCGAGGCUGAAGAUGGCUUCUUGAUAUUUCCGGAUGAUUAUAGUGGACACAAUUUGUUAUCUUCACAUGCUGUCUCCGGAAUGGUCUCGCUACACAUCAUCAAAGCGACGAAUCUUCAAUUUGCAGACAAGAAACUGUUAGAGAAAAAGAAAAAAGUGUUUUGUGCUGUCGAGGUGGAUUUUGAGCGAAAAGCUUUCACGAGUUCUAAAAAGGCAUCGAAAAUCCUAAUGUGGGAUGAGAUGUUCGAAGUGGAAAUCCAACAUGGCCGUGAAGUGUGCCUUUCUUGUUUUACUUCCAACCACGAAUAUGAUAAACCCGUGGGUAAGGUGUCCUUCAAUCUUUCGCCCUUUGUGCGCGCUGGAAAGCAACACAAGGUUUUGUUCCGAAUGAAUCCACAAGGCGCAAUUCACAUCGAGAUGGAGUUUAUUGAGAUGAAGACACUGCUCAAACGAGCUCCGUCCGACAGAAAAUCGGGCGUUUUCGGCUUCCAGCUCAAUGUGACUUCGAGAAACGAGAACGCGAGCGUCCCGUUAGUCGUACGCAAAUGUGUGGAGGAGAUCGAAAAACGGGGCCUGUCUGCCCAGGGUCUGUACCGGAUUUCCGGUAACGCUCGACGUAAAAAGCAGUUACAUGCGCAGUUCGACGAGGACAGCACUGCUGUUGAUUUGUCAGAGGAGAAUUACCCCGAUAUAAAUAUCAUCGCGGGAAUUCUUAAGGAUUAUCUCCGGGAACUUCCCGAGCCCCUGAUAACCGAAUCUCUGUCCAAACUUCUGAUCCGAGCAGCGCAGGAUCAUGUUCAAGACCAGGACCAGGUCUCCCAGAAGCGUCUUCUUUCAAAAUUUCUCGUCCAGUUACCGCAGAACAACCGGGAAACCCUGGUGUAUUUGUUGAACCAUUUUAUGCACGUGAUCGCUGAGAAGGACACCAACAAAAUGGACGCGCACAAUUUGUCGGUGUGUUUCGGGCCCGUGCUUUUAUGUCCCCCGGCGAACCUCACCGAGGGCAAAGACUUGCUGGACCUGAAGCUCCAUAUUAAGGUCGUCGAGUUUCUCUUCUACCUUUGGAAGAAUGCUGGUAUGGCCAGUACUUAGAUAAAACUGACUUUGUCUUUUGGAGAUUAAGACACCCUCUUUGCUUUAUACCCUAUUAUUUUUAGUCAUUUCUUUAUACUACAAAACUUGACGAUCGUUUUGUUCAAUUUCCAUAUUGCUACCCACAACGUGAUAUGCAAUAAAAUAACAGCCCACGAGGGUCUGUUUUUUUUUUCUCUUACAGAUUGUAAAACGAGCGUAGUAAAAUGUUUGAAAACCCUCGCGUCAUGUCUCCUUACGUACGAGACACGAUAUUUCGCCAUUCUCGCUGUUGUUGUGGCCUUUGUAUCCCUGAGAAACUCAAAAGGCCACCUUAGCCUUGUUGUUAUCGAUCAUUUCAUUAUAUCCUUGUACCGCCGCUAUCUAUCACCCUCCUGAUUGGACAAGUUUGCGUGACAAUUCUCUACCUUUCUGCAUCGUAUUAUGGAGAAUACCCAACGUAUCAGGCGCGUCGAAAGGGUUGAGUCCGGCCAAUUUUUUCCACGCACAGAGCGUAUUUUUACCCCUAACACCCCCCACCCCCCUCUUAAAGCCUAUUUCAGAGCUGCCCAAAGCCAACCUCGUAUACAGCUAUUUCGAGAAAGGCUGUCGGAAAAAAAGUGCACGCGACAAUCCCGAAAGGUAAUGCGGGAUAUGACCAAUAAAAUGUGCCUGACACCGUAGCUGUCGAACCUACUUUUGUUGCGUUCCUUUAGCACUCGCAAACAAACUUCCAUGGCCUCCUGAGCCAUUCUUUCAAAUUUCUUUGAAGAAAAGUGAACUCAAAACUACCCACAAUACCUUUCGGGAUUGUCGCGUGCAAUUUUUCCGACAACCUUUCUCGAAAUAGCUGUAUUUAUGAACAUGUCAGCCAAAUAAAGUUCCUAAGGUCUGUCUUCAGAUGAAAGGCCCUGGGAACGAGGUUGGCCCUCAACCUCUUCAUCAAAACGAGGCCUGCUCCACGAUCUCUCAUAUCAAAGAGAAUUAAAAGAAUUUUCAUAGGAAAGGAAAAGCACCAGAUGUAACUAAUUCAUAGUUUUGCCAUCCUGAAAGCAGUGGCGGAUCCAGGCGAGGGGCCCGGGGGCACGCCCCCCCCCCCCCCCUCUUUUGCCCCAGACCAAAAUAAAAUGAGCGACCGCCCCCCCCCCUCCCUACCUGGUCCGCUUCUCUCCCCCCCCCCACCCCCCCCCCCCCCCCUUCCUUAUGUACAGGUCUGGAUCCGAACUGGAAAGUUCACCGCUUUCGUUACUCGGCAGCCGGGUUUCUAUGGAACGUGGAGCAAUAAUCCAUAAUGAUAACUCUAUUGGGUGAUUUACACUCCUCUUCCACUUUCAAUCUUUCCAGUCUGCUUUAAAAUUAGUGCUUAUUUCACAGUUUUGGUGAAUCUGCCUUUCAAUUACUUGUCAGUUCUAUUGUCAGGUAAGUUGCUAAGCAGCAAAACAAAUGGAUAUCACUACCACACGCUUUUCAGGUCUGAUCAAAACCCUAAUUUAUACCCUUUCAAAUUAGUUUAGCCCGUUUCACGUAAAAUUACUAAUUUUUAGCAAAACCCUCCUUGUUUUCUUUUGCUUGUUUGUUUCGUUGCCAAGUAACAAGGCGGAAAAUCAGAGAGAUUCCGAAAGCAUUCGAGGAGCAAAAUAAUUCUCUCUGUAGAUGUUGUAGUUAAUUUUUUAUCUCAGGUAAUUUUUGUUUUUCUUUUGUUGAUGAGUAUGGUAAUGUAUGCUAAUAAAGUUGAAACAAACGAAAAAUAAAAAAUAAUUAACUACAACGUAGAUGUAGAAGCUUUCAUCCAAAUGAAAUUAGCCUCGUUUUAUUUGUUCAUUAUUGUUAGUUUUCUAUGAAGGCCCGCUUUGUUUGUUGUUCAUUUCGUUGCCAGGUAGCUAGGCGGAAUAUCAAAGAGAUGUCAGGGGCCUUGGACCAAUCAAAUUCAUAGUUUUCAUGGGGAUUUCUUACUGAUUUCAUGGGCUAUUUUCCUGCACAAAUGUAAAAUUCUUUUCCAUGAUUCGAUUCGUUUUUCCCCACCUGUUGCACUUACUGCCUUUCUACAGCCUGUUUUUUGCAGAUAGCAAGAUAAGGAAAAACUACCGUUUCAGGUAAGGAAAUUUUGCUUUAUAAUGCGUAUCCUUGUGCAAAAAAUUGGAUCCUUUUGCAAAAAAUAGAUGGUAGGUGAUUGCCCCUAAUUUCAAAGCCAUUUCUUGUCAUCAGUUGUUGUUUUUCUCUUAUCCUCUAGUUUAUUUUAAAGUAUUGAUAUAUUGAUUCGCCUUCUUUUCUGGCCAAGGGGCACUGGAAAAAAAAACGAUAAAUUUUUAAAUUUAGUUUCUUCACGGACAACCACAUCAUAAAAAUAUUUCUAAUUUUUCGGAGCUUAUCACAAUUGAAGUAAAGUCAGCUUAACGUCUUGUGGCUUUAAAAUGUCCGGCAAUUUUCAAGGAAAUUUUUCGAAACAUUCUAUUUCCAUAGAAUCGGCAGUUCAGUUCUUUAUUACCUGACAGAAGCGAAAUUGCUUGUUCUUUAAAGGUCAGCAAUCUAAGGGUCAGUAUAUAUAUAUAGGAAUGAUUUGGCGUUAGUUAAGUGAUUAAAAAUGCUUAAAAGCAACACCUGUGCAGCAAAUAGUUUUUUAUCAAAUCAACGAGAACGGUUUUCUAGGUAUGAGACUGAGCUAAAACAUAUUGUUUCAUUGCCUUGUCAGUUUGUCGGCGCGUAAGUUUUUUUUUUCUAGUGUUCAAAAACAUUUUGCGACAAAACAUCCCGGCCCGUAAUUUUUAAUCUCGCCUACCAUCAACAGCCGUGUGGUACAAGGAAUAGUUACAUAAGGGAGGUCUAUCCUUUCUUGAUCUGUUUAAAGCACAAAAAACACAAUUUGAAUACUUGAAAUUUAAUAGGAUUAGGAUGGUCCUCUCAGAUCCCGUUAUUUGCUACUAAUCACCAGUUAAAACCUUUGUACGGUGGUGAGUGGCAUCGUUAAAUUUCGUUUCCUGUUUUUUUACAUUAGAGACCAAGCGUUGGCGUUAUGGCAAAUUCAUCGCCUCUUUCCGCUAGUAACCAUAGCAACGCAACUAGAGAGGAACUGAUUGACAUACUGAGUACUGGUCAAAAAGUAAGUCUCGCGAUACCUUACAUCAUUAUCGAGCCUUUGGCGCUGGGCCUUAACUUUCUCGCUCUUCUGAUCAUAUGGAAGCAAGAAAAGUAUGCUCGCAAAGCAAGCAAGAACCCG